Aplosporella prunicola CBS 121167 is the source of this 1740-nucleotide messenger RNA. RefSeq lists its product as uncharacterized. Gene Ontology annotation, molecular function: adenosine deaminase activity. The coding region runs from base 1 to 1740 and encodes 579 amino acids. Gene Ontology annotation, biological process: inosine biosynthetic process; adenosine catabolic process. Lineage: Eukaryota; Fungi; Ascomycota; Dothideomycetes; Botryosphaeriales; Aplosporellaceae. The record is from RefSeq and is a predicted model, not a curated record. The transcript has 4 exons.
AUGACGGGGCCGAAUGAUGGUACUCAAGGAGCCCUCCCAGCCGGUGACGAGCUCCGCAGGAACCUUGAACAACUCAAAGACGAUUUGCAGAAGCAGCAAGAUUACGACAAUGAACGCGAAGAGCUGUUACAAGAGCAAACCGACAGUUGGGAUUCACGUGCUAAGAGGUCCGCUUCAGAUGAUGAGAAAAAGGCAGCCGAGAUAGUGCGGAGAAUAAGGGAACAUGAGAGAGAUAAUCUCUUUGGUAAUAAAGCUUCUGAGCUAAUACCAGGCCCGAAGACUCGGGACAUGGGUGGUCAAUUUCUUACGAACAUGGAUCGCAUUCACGAGAGCCAUUUAUUUAAGAUAACUGCUCGUAUGCCUAAGGGUGCACAUCUACAUCAGCAUUUCAACUCGGAGCUUCCAGUCACUCUUCUACUGGAACGGGCUCGAAACAUGGAAGAUAAUAUGUACAUACGGAGUACACAGCCUCUACUGCAAGAAGAAGACUACUACAAGGCUGAAAUAGUCUUCAAUGUCCUUCCAGCGGAUACUCCGGAGGCAGAUCCCUUCGCUUCAAGCUAUAAUCCUGAAUGGAAGUCUGGACAGAACAAUCCUUGGAUGAAAUGGAAAACCUUCCGGAAUGAGUUUGCCCAGCGUCGAAAUGGGGGAGACGCAGAACCCUGGGUAAAGGGUAAAAUGAUACUUGGAGAAGACGAGGUAUACGGAAAAGAGCAAACCGUAAAUGGUAUUUGGGCCCGCUUUAAUCAGGCGACGCGUUGCUUCAAAGGCCUCCUCAACUACAAGAGCGUUUACCAAUGGUAUAUCAAGGCAGCCAUCGAAGCCAUGAUCGAUGACGGAGUGAUGUAUGCCGAGCUACGACCGAUGCUUAUGGAUAAAUCUAUACCUUCAGACGAUGGUAAGGAGAAAAUCGACCUCAGCAACCAGAUGCGCAUUAUCACGGAGGCGGUGAAAGAGAAAAUGGAUGAGCUUGCAAGGGAUGGCAAAUCCCACGUCUUUCCUUUUGGCAUCAAGAUCAUCUAUUGUACGCCUCGCUCUAUCCCUAAAGCGAAGAUGAUAAGUGAGCUUGAAGACUGCAUCAAGCUUAAGCAGGAAUUUCCAAAGCUUAUCUGUGGGUUUGACCUUGUGGGUGCGGAGGAUCGCCCAAAUUCCAUAGGGUUUUAUCGCGACGAGUUAAUGGCCUUCACCAAGACCUGUGAAAGGCUGGGAAUCGAAAUCCCGUUCAUGUUCCACGCUGGUGAAACACUCCUCGACACGGGUGGUUCGAAGGACCCAAAGAAGUCAAAUCUUUACGAAUCAGUCCUCCUUAAAGCUAAGCGUGUGGGCCAUGGCUUUGCCCUCACCAAGCACCCUCGUCUCAUUAAGGCGUUCAAAGACAACAACAUCUGCAUAGAGCUGUGUCCGGUUUCAAACGAACUCCUUCACCUGUGUCGCAAUGUUAAGGAACACCCAUUCCCGGAGCUUCUUGCAGCCGGCAUCCCGUGUACCGUCAAUGCAGACAACAUCACAUUAUUCGGUGCCAGGAUGUCCCACGAGUUCUACCAGGUCAUGGUCGGUACGCCAACUAUGAGCUUACAUGGCUGGCGCCAGCUGGCUGAAUGGAGCUUGGAGUAUAGUUGCCUGAACGAUGCGGAUCAAGAAAAGGGACUGGAGUACUUUCAUGAAGCGUGGGAGAACUUUUGCCGAUGGGUCGUUGAAGAGUACAGCGAGUACGCUGCAGGGCUGGACAUCAACGAGUAA